Molecule: messenger RNA, 2721 nt
Organism: Eutrema salsugineum
Lineage: Eukaryota; Viridiplantae; Streptophyta; Magnoliopsida; Brassicales; Brassicaceae
Exons: 5
Coding region: 1-2721 (906 amino acids)
Biological process (GO): proteolysis
Molecular function (GO): cysteine-type peptidase activity
Source: RefSeq, a predicted model, not a curated record
AUGGACCUCCCUCUACUUCCGGCUCGGAUGUUCGCCGCUGGAGAAGAACCCUCUGGUGAGAGAGUGAACUCGUACCAUAAGGCGAAGACGAUUAACCACAUUCUAGCCGCUCUGGAAGAGGAUGAAAAAGAAUACCUCCGGCGUUCUCCGUUCGGGAAACUUAUUGCGACGGCGGAGAGGCCAGCCUUAUCAGGUACUUUCGGCCAUUUUUGUAUUACGCGACUUUUAAAGGUGACAAAGAGGCAUGAAAUCUGGGUUUUAUUUGCCGGGCGCCCAAUCCGAAUAUCGCUGAGGGAAUUUGCUAUUGUUACUGGUCUCCCUUGCGGUAAACUGCCUAAGAAGAGCAAAAACAAAAAAAGAAACCCAGUCCGCGAAAAACCGUACUGGCCCGAUCUGUUCGGUAAUCUCAAGGCCUGCAGUGUAGAUCUCGCAACAAAGAUGUUGAAGAAGAAGACCAUUGUUGAUAAGACAGCUCGCCUAAAGUACGCCUGCCUCGCCAUUACCGGAGCUGUGCUUUGUCCAACAAACCACAGAUCUAAAAUAAUCCUUGAACAUGCAGAGCUCAUCAGAGAUUUUGACGAAUUCCUAGCUUAUCCCUGGGCCAGAGUCGGAUUUGAGUUGCUUAUUUCUAGCAUCAAGACAAAGGAUGAGGUUGCGCUCGCGCAGAGCACUGUUGCUGUUAAGGGUUUCUUCCAUGCGAUCCAACUAAUUAUGGUGGAGGCAGUCCCUUCGUUGACUGAAGUUGUCCAACUAAAUGACUCGUCCUCAUCUUCAGAGUCAGAGGGGGAGGAAGAAGAUCUGGAUAUGGAUGUUCGAUCUGAACCACAGGAAAUUAGUGGCAAUGCAUCUGACUCGGCUACUUUAAACGGCUGCGAGAAAGCGAAUGCGAAACAAUCAAGUACCCAAGAUAAUCCCAAGCUUGGUCUGAGUCCUAGCCACGCGAGGGAAUUGGAUGAAGAAUCACAGGCUUCUGUUUUUAGUAUAAUCCCCAUCCCCGACGGCUUGUCCCUUGAAGGGGUUGAUUUUAGUUGGUCAGACGACGAAGAUGAUCCAUCUGUUGACAAUAUGGUGAGAUUGAUUGAAGAAGGAUUCCAGUUUCAGAAAGAUAUGUUCAAAGGCGGGUUGACGCAGUCCGAGCUAGAGAAAAUACGCAUCGAGAGGAAGGAAAUUGCGAAGAAGAAAGACAAAAAGAAAGCUGUGGUGAACGCCAGUAAAACGGCGAACGACCGGGGUGUCAUGUCUUCUCCGGUAACCAUAGCUGAGCAUGUGACUGCCUGUUUAGAGAAGGAUAUCUCUGCACUCGCCAACAAGGUCGAAGAGAUUGGUAACAGGGUGAAUGGUUUGCGUCAAGAUUUUAGCGGUUUAUCUGAGGCCAUAAGGUCUACUCUUGACGCCAAGUUGCAAGCAAUGUCAGAGAAGAUGAUUUCCAGUAUUAUGUCAUUCUUGGACAAACCACUAUCAGAUGUUGCACAUGGGCAAGGUGGGCCGACUACUGCGAUCAGUAACUCGUUUCAAGGGUUACCCGACGACCAAGGUAGAGCGGAUACUAAUGCUCCGGCUCGCAGACAGACGACGGAGGACGCUGCAAUCGGUGCUGCCAUUAAUAUGGUCAACAACCUGGAUGUGUCUCCUCACACUCAUUCAUCGUUGAACGUGUGUGCGGGUCGGCCGUUCUUGACACCAUUUGCUGCACCGUUUGCCAAUUCAGAAAUCUUCCCUCGCUCGACUGACGUCGUCAUGAAUGAACAUUCACCACAGAAUGAGGAUGACUCGGGAGACGAGGCCAUCGGCGAUGAAAUUCCGGAUGAAUCUACUCUUGCAGGGGCGGUUCGAUCACGCCGCCGGAGCAAGCGAGCCAGGACGGAGCCACAAGGGUACAAGUCAUACCAGGUUGAUCCCAAAUGGAUUAACUGUACCAUUUCACCCCACAUUUUCUCUUGCCCUCCCGAGAAAGUUUGUCCGUUCUUGCAAAAAUUUGAUCGGCUUGAAGAAUUGUUGAAGUCUCCUAGGGUCAUCGUUUUAGGCAAUGGUAGCUCCAUCAACAAUAAAGAACUUCUUGAGGUCGUCUCUCGAACAAAACAUAUGUCAUCGAAGAUGAUGGAUGCCCUCUUGUUUUACGCAAGGGCCGUAUUUAGCCGGCAGUUUAAAGACGAGGCCUACAGCGGUACAGAGUUCUUGGAGACGACAUUCGCAAAUCAGCUCAUGAAGCAGUUUUCCCGUUUUAGCAAGCUAGCGCAUAAAGACAAGCACCGUUUCGUAUUUGGUGACACGGUAAUGGUUUUCUUGGAGCCAGUCACGACUGAAUCUCCUGGCCCAGAACAUAUUUACUGCGCAUAUAACCUAGACAAGGAGCAUUGGUUAGGUAUUUAUAUUGAUAUAGUUGGCGGAUCCAUUCACGUGCUGGAUUGCAACACAAGCCAUCGAUCCGAUUCUUUCGUGAAGAAGGCCCUCAUGCCCAUUGCUCAGAUGCUUCCGUACUUGGUUAAGCAGGUGCUGAGCAACAAACAUUGCAUCGACGGCAAGUGUUUCAUUGUGCAUAGGAGCAAGGGCAUUCCAACGAAUCCCAAUAUUUCUGACUCAGGUGUCACCGCCGCCCUUCUGAUCAUGGCUCAUGCUAUUGGAGGUUUCGACCGUUGCAAAAACAUCAACCCGGUUAAUUUGGACUCUGAAAGCAAGAUAUUGGCUGUUCGUAUGUUUGAAGAAUUUGACAGCCCUCUGUAA